Molecule: messenger RNA, 528 nt
Organism: Hordeum vulgare subsp. vulgare (domesticated barley)
Lineage: Eukaryota; Viridiplantae; Streptophyta; Magnoliopsida; Poales; Poaceae
Product: NAD(P)H-quinone oxidoreductase subunit S, chloroplastic-like
Exons: 1
Coding region: 1-528 (175 amino acids)
Biological process (GO): photosynthetic electron transport chain
Source: RefSeq, a predicted model, not a curated record
AUGGCGCCCGCGCCCACCACCCCCUCCUUCCUUCGGCCCCCGCCGCCGCAUCCCCACCGCAUCCGCCUGCCCGCCCCUCCUCCCUCCACGUCCUUCCGCCUCUCCGAAAUCCUCGGUGGCCGCGGCCUCUCCAACGGCGAGGUCGGCAUCCGCAAGGAGCUCCUUUCGCCCACCCUGCCCUCACCUCCUCCGUCCAGGCCCUCGGGAGACUCCUCGUCAGGAAGCGCCGAGUCGGACCCGCCGGCGGUGGACCUGGACGCGUUCGAGAAGGAGAUGAUGGGCCUCACGGGCAGCUUCUCCGGCGGCGAGGUCGGGCUCAAGGACUUCGUCGCCAAGAACCCGCCUCCUCCUCCCAAGAGAGCCCAGACGGACGGGAAAGCGUCUUCCGCCGUGGUUCCGACGGGGCAUCCUAGGCCGCCGGAGCUGCCGCUGUUCCUCCCCGGCAUGGUGGUGCUCGAGGGCCGAGAGAAGGGCCCGCCCAUGGUGAACCCCAAGUCGGUCGUGCUCGAGGCGCUCGUCGAGGCCUAG